Zingiber officinale is the source of this 450-nucleotide messenger RNA. RefSeq names its product 36.4 kDa proline-rich protein-like. Bases 1 to 450 code for a protein of 149 amino acids. The record is from RefSeq and is a predicted model, not a curated record. Lineage: Eukaryota; Viridiplantae; Streptophyta; Magnoliopsida; Zingiberales; Zingiberaceae. The transcript has a single exon.
AUGGCUCCUUUAGAGGUACCUACCUCGGCUGCACCCGCAGUACCCACCCCUACCAUAUUUACGGUACCACUAGGGGUACCACCGACAUACCCGGCACCUGCUUCGGUCGAGCCUACGGUGUACCCGGCACCACCGCCACCUAGACCUACCAUGUACCCGACACCAGCAGCACCUGUGCCCCCAGUGCCCCCAGUGCCUACAGUGCACCCAGCACCUGCACCAGUGGUACCGGUUGCUCCAUUUCCGAUACCACCACCUACCGUACCUCUAGCCGCGACCAUUCAUAUCGACCUUCCAGUACCUUCAGUGGUAUAUGACCCAGUUUAUGCAGCAGCACCGGGAGUACCUCCCCCGGUCUAUCUAGAGGUACUACCUGUACCACCAUCUCCAGGGAUUUCGUUAGUUCUCGCGUCGAUCCCUACCCACCUCACUGAUAUUGCCGCGGCAUGA